UACACCAUAAUUAAGUAAAAAAUUAGCAGAUUCUCACAAAUUUCAGUACUGAAAAAGACUUUCAGACACAGUUGGUAAAAGUGAGCUUUCAUUUCUGUUCACUUACAUGUAUAUGGGUAAACCUUUUUCAUCAAAGGUAGCAGCACAGACAAAAUAAAAAUAUUUAUUUUUUUGUUAUGUCUAAUUCUCACUCCCCUGUGGGUGAGCAAUGAGUAUUCAUACACUUUUUCUCAGUGCUGCAGUGGACUUUGACAGAGACAGCAGGGAAAAUGAGCUCCAAAAGAUUAACAGUCAAAGAAGUAAUUUCAGAGAUUUUGUGUACUGACACAGAAGAAGAUGUUUCAGAGUUAGAGGAUUCUUCAGAAGUGGAAGACAAUGUUGUUGAAGAUCCAGAUGAUGAUGAAUUGUCUUUAAAUUCUUCAGAGGAUGAGGAAGAGGCUGCAAUAUACACCUCUUCAUCAGAGAGAAAUUCUGAAGCAGAGCAACCAGGUGUGGAGACGUGGAUGUCAAAAGAUGGUAAGAUUGCAUGGACAUCUACACCACAACAAAGCCAAGGAAGACUGCCAGCAUCCAUGGUUAUGAAGAGCAUUCCAGGUCCAACACGAUUUGCUACCUCAAGAGUCCACAACAUAUACUCAGCUUUUGAAUUGUUUUUGCAUCCAAUUGAGAAGAUUGUCCUGGACAUGACUAAUCUGGAGGGAAGCCGUGUGUUUGGUGAGAAAUGGAAACCACUUGAUCUUGCUGAUUUGAAUGCUUACAUAGGAUUGCUAAUCUUAUCUGGUGUGUACAAAUCAAAUGGAGAGGCAACAGAAAGUUUAUGGAAUGCAGAGUGUGGAAGGCCAAUAUUUCGGGCAACAAUGUCUCUGGAAAGAUUCCAUGUAAUUUCUCGGGUCAUUCGUUUUGACAAUCGUGAAACCAGAGCUAGUCGGCGUGAGAGAGACAAAUUGGCUGCAAUUAGGGAUGUGUGGGAUAAAUGGAUUGAUAUUCUACCUCGUCUAUACAAUCCUGGACAACAUGUUACAGUGGAUGAACGCCUUGUUCCAUUCAGAGGACGCUGCCCUUUUCGCCAGUACAUGCCAAAAAAGCCAGCAAAAUAUGGCAUUAAAAUUUGGGCAGCUUGUGAUGCCAAUUCCAGCUAUGCAUGGAACAUGCAAAUUUACACAGGCAAGCCAUCAGAUGGAGCACCUGAGAGAAACCAGGGAAUGCGGGUUGUUCUCGAAAUGAGUGAAGGGCUGCAAGGUCACUGUAUAACCUGUGACAACUUCUUUACAUCCUACAAACUUGGUGAAGAGCUACUCAAGCGAAAGCUGACCAUGAUUGGGACAGUAAAAAAAAACAAGCCUGAGCUUCCCAGAGAGAUUCUGGAUGUGAAGGAAAGAAUGCUGCAUUCGUCAAAGUUUGCUUUUUCUGAAACUACAACAGUUGUUUCCUACUGUCCAAAAAAAAAAAAAAAUGUGCUUGUGAUGAGUACAAUGCACAGAGAUGCAUCACUGAGUGCAAGAAAUGACCUGAAGCCAGAAAUGGUACUGGACUACAAUUCCACAAAAGGAGGAGUUGACAAUUUGGACAAAGUAACAUCAGCAUACAGCUGCCAGCGCAAGACUGCCCGUUGGCCUUUGGUGGUCUUCUAUAACAUCUUGGAUGUGUCAGCAUAUAAUGCCUUUAUCCUGUGGCGUGAGAUCAACCCAAACUGGAAUGAGGGCAAGUUGUACAAACGUCGGCUUUUCUUGGAUGAGCUUGGAAAAGCACUUAUCAAACCUAACAUCCAGCGACGCUCCUGCCCACCUCGAGCACCAGCGGCUGCAGCUUUGGCAGCAUCAGUUACAGCAGAUGAAUCCGGACCCUCGGAAGAAGUGAAUACAGGUGAUGAGAAAAAGCGAAAACGCUGUGAGGUGUGCCCCACUAAACAUGACAUCAAAACCAGCACCAUGUGUGCCAAAUGCAGGAAGUUCAUCUGCAAAAAGCACACGUUUGCUGUGUGCACACAAUGUCAACAGUAA
Misgurnus anguillicaudatus (oriental weatherfish) is the source of this 2000-nucleotide messenger RNA. The record is from RefSeq and is a predicted model, not a curated record. NCBI's taxonomy places the organism in Eukaryota, Metazoa, Chordata, Actinopteri, Cypriniformes, Cobitidae.